Molecule: messenger RNA, 633 nt
Organism: Nymphaea colorata (pocket water lily)
Lineage: Eukaryota; Viridiplantae; Streptophyta; Magnoliopsida; Nymphaeales; Nymphaeaceae
Exons: 2
Coding region: 1-633 (210 amino acids)
Biological process (GO): signal transduction; peptidyl-serine phosphorylation
Cellular component (GO): cAMP-dependent protein kinase complex
Molecular function (GO): ATP binding; cAMP-dependent protein kinase activity
Source: RefSeq, a predicted model, not a curated record
AUGAUAGAGGAAUCUAAUAAGAACGAACGUCAGGAGGAAAUUAUGCGAUUGAACGAGGUCCGAGCGAGGGUGAGAGAAGAGGGCAUCGAUCCAACAGAUUUCCCCAAAACUGAAACCGACAAAAUGUUCAUUCUAAACUGCCUCAAGAACCACUUCAUCUUUUACAACCUCUCAGAGAAGGAACUGGACAACGUCAAGGAUAGCAUGUUCCUUGCUGAAAUGCCACCCAACGCAGAAGUGUUCAGACAAGCAUCUCUUAUCUUGCUGCUGGAGUACUUUAUGAGUCAAGAGAUUGUUAUCCGAGACCUCAAGCCUGACAACUUUAUCGUGGAUGAGAAAGGUUACCUAAAGCUUGUAUCAUUUGGCUCUGCUAAAAUCAUCAACCAGCAUCAUAAAACGAACACUGUCAUCGGCACACCCCACUACAUGGCGCCAGAAAUCAUCCUUGGCAAGGAGUAUAAUGAGCUGGUGGAUUUGUGGUCUGUUGGAGUCAUGCUGUUUGAGUUUAUGGUCGGUGAACUCCCUUUCGGAGGCAAUACUGAGAAUCCUUACGACAUCUACGAGAGCAUCAUUCAAGGAAAUGUUGAAUUCCCAAGGAACUUCAAGGACAGAAGGGCUAAAAAAUUGAUUUAA